This is a messenger RNA of Mesitornis unicolor (brown roatelo), 2766 nucleotides long. RefSeq names its product chromosome unknown open reading frame, human C17orf104 (gene MEIOC). The annotation marks the transcript as partial. Lineage: Eukaryota; Metazoa; Chordata; Aves; Mesitornithiformes; Mesitornithidae. The transcript has 7 exons. Gene Ontology annotation, biological process: meiotic cell cycle; female meiosis I; mRNA stabilization. The record is from RefSeq and is a predicted model, not a curated record. Gene Ontology annotation, cellular component: cytoplasm; nucleus.
CCUAAAGUUGCGUUCAGAGGUGGCAGUCGCUGCUGGAGUGGCACAGAAGCUGGCGGGAGGCUGACUGAUGCAUUCAGCAGUGUAAUGACAGGCUCUGGCUCACUGUAUGGUUGCUACAAAUCACAGAAUGAAGAAAAUGUAGAGCUGCCUCAGACCUACAGUUCUUCCCUUUUGACAUCAGAGUACUCUGCCCCUGUGGACUCUUCCCUUUUGUACACACCGUGGUCUACCUGUGCCGAUGAUCCGAAGCAGCCUGCUGCUGCUCAGAUUAGUACGAAUCCCAGGAUUCAGCCUGAAAGGAAUGAUUAUGGCAGUGAAACAGAUUUAUAUGGACUUGUGUCUAACAUCUUGGAAGAACAAGACAAAUCGCAGCCAUAUUGUGCUGAGGGGAAUUGCCCUUCCAACUUGAAGUCAGUGUGGCCCAUGAAUGCAACCAGAAUCUCAGAGCAUCAUGACCUGUUGCCAGAAACUAAAAGGCCAGUUGUUGGAGCUGUCUCACAACAGGGUUUUUACAGCAGCGAAUCCGUAUCUGCUGCUGAGAAGCAGUACUUGCAGAAUGGUAACCUUGCAUCGCAGCAAAAAGUAGAGGAAUGUUAUGGGUUUGCUGGCAUAAACCUUGAAGAGCAAUGCUCAUACCCUUCUAGGAGUGAUCAUGCCAACUGUUGCAGCGUGCAGACUAAUGAGAACACUAGAACAACACCCGGGUAUCAGAGCUAUCCAUACGUCAGAAACACUUUUACACCCCAAGCUGGAUAUUCAGAAGCAGUCAAAGACUCAGGAGCUGAUGCUUAUUCUUACGGAAGGGAGAAGGUGUCUCUCAAAGGAGCAGAUGUGCAGUUGCACCAAAAGCGGGCAGAAACAUUUCUUCCACAGUUUCACAGAUAUAACGAAAAUGCAGAUUAUGGUAGAUACACAGAGUAUCCUCAUGCUAGUAAAGCAAAGCCUAACAGGAGCAACUGUAGCCUCCAGGAGAAUAAAAAGCCAGUAAAUGGAACCACUGAGACACCACCUCUGGACGCAGAACCUUAUACUAAAUUAUUUCAAGUUAAAUCAGGAACUCAGAAAAAAAUAGAAGAUAUAAUUUCAGAUCAGCAAAACUUUACAUUUCCCAAGGCUAUAGGACUUCGAUCAGAAAAACAAUUUGCAAAUGAAGCUUCAUUCUGUGCCGAUUUUGGGCAAAAAUUUGAAUAUGCACUAAAACCUUUUGCAGCUGGUGCAGGGAAUAGUGACUGUGCAAAUGGGGUGGGAAAGCAGCAGUUUUCCAAGUCCGAUCUUCAGAAUUCUGAAUACUGCAAAUCACUUCCACUGUUACCAGCCUUGGCAAACCCCGUGGCCGGUGCUAAUGUCAGGCCAGCCUGGAUGAACGUUCAACCUAAAACUGCUGCUUCUGUCCCAUUUCAGAAUCCAAGUCCUUUGUUGAAGCUGAAUAAUCAUUUACCUGCUUUUCCAAAAUGCUCCAGUCAUUCUAAUGAUAUUUUUCAGUUGUCACCUUCAAAUUUCCCUUUAAGUAGCAAUUUAUUUCACAAGUACUGUCAAGAUAAUCCUUCAUUUUCUUCAAGUUUUGAUUUUGGUUCUAAGACUGCGGAACGAGCUCGGGCUGCUCCUUGCAUAGAAUCACUGGUUAGGGGUGGAGAAGAGAGUCUCAUUGAGUAUUUGAGCGAAAAGAGAUUAAAGCAGCCAAACGGACUCUGUGACAAUUAUUCAGCUCAGCGGUUUGGGAUCUUUGAAAAUAUAAACAAACACCGUUUCCAGUUGAAGCUGCCGAGUGACCAUUAUGAUCUGGAAGGACAGAAACACACAGAUGGGUUGCUGCAGAACAUGUACCAAGAUUUAAUGGAGUCUCAGUUCAGUCUCAGGCAGGGCAGCAGUGACAGUGCCGCAGUCAAUCCUCUGACUUGCCUGCAGGCUCCAAGCUUCUCCAGCAACUGCAUGAUGGGUGACUUCAGACGUAGCCAGCAGCUUGGUUCGAGUGCGUUCCCCUUGAGAUCAGCUCGCCUGUUCGGCCGUUCCGUUGUCCCUCUGAUGGAGGCUCACGACUUGUUCUCCCAAGAUGAUUUAAAACGCUUCUACCCAUAUAUUAAUGAUAAGAUGCAUGGUGAUGGUUCUUUUCCUGGUUUUGUACCAGCAUUUGGAAUUCAAAGGCAAGUUAAAACCCACAGUGGGCCUGCCAGCGAACUUCAUGUUCGACUCGAAGAGUGUUACGAACAGUGGAGAGCUUUGGAGAAAGAAAGAAAGAAGACUGAAUCAGCUCUUGCUAAGAAUUUCCAAGGGAAAAAGGUUUCCAGUGCUAACAACACUCCGAUUCCAAGGCUGACAUCAAACCCAUCAAGAGUUGAUCGCUUAAUUGUGGAUCAGCUACGUGAACAAGCCAGAGUUGUGACUUUACUGGGAAAAAUGGAGCGCCUCCGCAGUUCUCCCCUGCACACCAACAUCUCUGCUGCUCUUGAUAAACACCGGGAGCUAAUUCACGUUGUGCAGUCACGUAGGAAAGAGGAAAUCGUAAACGCUUCAAAUCAACAGAGGCAGCGAGCUCCCAGAUGCCAAAAUGACAGAGAUGUGUUUGCUCUUGCUUUGGCAAUUAAAGACAUGAGCGCAGCAACACGCAAAGCACGUACAACUCUCUGGUGCGCACUCCAGAUGACCUUACCCAGGUCUGCAGCUGGAAGAGUCGAUGCAGAGAGGGAGAAAGCUCUUGGGGAGACGGCGCAAGGUGACGAGAAACGGGAAAGCGUCCCCAGUCAGAGGGCGGACGUGAGCAAGCACUGA